This is a messenger RNA of Camellia sinensis, 1587 nucleotides long. The record is from RefSeq and is a predicted model, not a curated record. Lineage: Eukaryota; Viridiplantae; Streptophyta; Magnoliopsida; Ericales; Theaceae.
AUGACUCAGUUACUUCAGGUUGUGCAGAACAAUAAUCAAGGUCAGCAAAGAGAUCCCUUUGCAAAGAGAAACAAAGACUUUGGUUCUUUGGGAGGUCAAAAAUUCUCUGGAGAUGGACGACCUGUUGCAACUGACGCUUGGGUUCAGAAAUGUGAGAUGGUAUUUGGUCGUAUGCAGCUCAUCGAGUUGACUCAAGAGGGUAGAACAGUGAUCGAGUAUGUCACCAAGUUUAAUGAGUUGUCUCAUUAUGCCCUUUACUUGGUCGACAUACAGGAGAAAAAAAAUGAGAAGUUUAUUAAGAGAUUAAAUCAUUACCUGUCUAAGUGCCUUAUUCCCUUUGAUGCUGAACCUUUUGACAAAGUUCUUGACUUGGCACUGAAGUAUGAGGAAAAUGAAAAGCAAUUUAAAGAAGGGAAGUCCAAGGUCGGAGAGAUUUCUAGAGAGAGUCACUUCCAGCAGCGGGAUGGGAACAGAUACCAACCCUAUGAUCAAAAACAUAAGGGUCAGCAGUUUCAGAGGCCACAGCAGCAGGGUAGUCAGGGAAAUUUCAGACCUCAUGGUAAUUUCAGGCCUCGGGGCAAUUUCCAGCCCCAUGGGCACUAUUAUCAGAGACAGGGUGGUUUGCGCCCAAAAGGUUAUCAAGCACAGCAGCAACAAGUGCCACAGUUGGGUUAUCAUCCUCCCAUACCUCAGUUAAAGGGACCCCCACCUAUCAGAGCAGUAGCACCUCAACCUAUCAAUAGGAAGUGUUUUGGGUGUCAGCAGUUGGGAUAUGUAAUCAAGGAUUGUCCUCAGAGACAACAAGCGCGACAGGGUCAGGCAGCUCCAGCCAGGGCAUUUGCAGUGAUGUCAGGAAAUGACAAAGUGCAAGAUUGUACUGGAAAGACUGUAAAUAUAGAUAUUCCCGGUAUGCCACGGCUUACCCACACUUUUAGCGAUGAAGAAGAGUCGGAGAUAUCUGGACCUCCACCUCGAUGGGUAGUAGAAUUUUGCAUUGACUUAGAGCUAGGAACUGCACCAAUUUCUAAGGUGGCAUACAGAAUGACGUCUAAAGAGCUUGUGGAGAUAAAGAAGCAGUUGGAAGAGAUGCUUCAGAAAGGGUUCAUACGUUUAAGUAACUCCCUGCAGGGAGCACCUGCGAUCUUUGUUUCCAAGAAAGAUGGCACUCUCCAUGAUAUUCUGGUAUAUUCUAAGAAUGAAGAAAAACACAGAGAACACUUGAAAGUCGUGUUACAGACUUUGAGGGAGCAACAAUUAUACGCUAAGUUCAAUAAGUGUCAUUUUUGGGAGAAAGAAGUUCGAUUUUGGGGUCAUGUUGUAUCUAAUCAGGGGAUAUCGGUAGAUCUUGAAAAAGUUGUUGCAAUCAAAGAAUGGAAACAACCCACGAACCUUACAGAUGUGAGAAGUUUUUUAGGACUAUCCGGUUUUUACAGGAGAUUUAUAGAGAAGUUUUCCACUAUUGCAGCACCCAUAACCAAGUUGACACGCAAGAAUGUGAAGUUCAUAUGGACAGAUGAUUGUGAGAGAGCUUUCCAGGAGUUAAAGCAGCGGUUGAAUAUAACACCGGUCUUAACUAUACUAGUAUAA